AUGGGGAUGAUCACAGAGCGACAGCCAUUUGAGCACCGUCGAGAACCUAAAUCCGGCGUUAUUCAGCACCAGCCGCGGGUGGAUCCUCUUCGCCGCCGCCAGCUCACCCUUCGCCAUCACCGCCAGGUAAACCGUGCCGAUCCUCCCCUUUCCGAUUAUCCGCCGGUGGUUGAACCCGUCGGUGGCCGCGUCCACCUCCGUCAGCGAGUACGACGCCGCCGAGACCCUGGCGGUCGGUACUCGAUCCUCUUCCUCCGCUUUCGCCGGAGUCUUGCGCCGGCAGAGGACGAAAAGGACGGCGGCGAAAAUCAGAGUAGUUGCCGAGAGAACUGCCAAAACGACGUAAAGAAGAAGAAGAAGAAAAAGAAAAAGAAGAGAAGAAAAGAAGAAGAAAUAGAAGAAGAUGAGAUGAAGACGUGCAAAAUAAAAGAAAAAGAGAAAAAAAAAUAA
Molecule: messenger RNA, 450 nt
Organism: Striga asiatica
Lineage: Eukaryota; Viridiplantae; Streptophyta; Magnoliopsida; Lamiales; Orobanchaceae
Source: the annotation of a GenBank genome assembly